This is a messenger RNA of Triticum urartu, 1543 nucleotides long. RefSeq lists its product as uncharacterized. The record is from RefSeq and is a predicted model, not a curated record. Lineage: Eukaryota; Viridiplantae; Streptophyta; Magnoliopsida; Poales; Poaceae. Gene Ontology annotation, cellular component: nucleus. Gene Ontology annotation, biological process: regulation of DNA-templated transcription.
CCAGCCAACCCCCCGUCCGGCCGCGGCGCGACCCAAUCCACCCACCACAGAUCGACCCCCCACCACGUCUCGCCUCCCAGAGAGAGAGAGAGAGAGGGAGAGGUCGGGGGCGGGGCUCGCUCGGCUCGAUCCAUGGCCUCGGACCAAACCCUCCCACUCCCACCCCCACCGCUACUCCCGUCCAACCCCAACCAGAUCCCCACCCCGACCCCGACCGCACCGCACCCGACCCCGUCCCCGUCCCCCGCCUCCGCCGCGCGCAAGCUCCCCAUCAAGCGCCGCUCCCCGCCGCGCCCCUCCUCCUCGCCCUCCUCCUCCGCCGGCGCCGCCUCCUCCGGCCAGAACCCGCCCUUCAAGUUCCAGCGCAUCUGGUCCGAGUCCGACGAGCUGCGCUUCCUGCAGGGCCUCCUCGGCUGCGGCGCGCAGGGCCUCGUCUUCCCGCGCGACCUCAACGUCUUCUACGACCGCUUCUCCGAGUCCAUGCCGCAGCCCUACACCCGCUCCCAGCUCUCCGAGAAGCUCCGCCGCCUCAAGAACAAGCACCGCAACGUCUCCUCCCGCGUCGCCAGGGGCCUCGACCCCGCCCGCCUCGCCCCGCACGACCGCGACGUCCUCCACCUCUGCUCCCGCCUCUGGGACCCCGCCAACGCCGCCACCUCGCCCUUCGCCGCCGCCGCCGCGCCCGCAGGCUCCUCGGGGAACAAGCGCCGCCGCUCCAACCCUGCCGUCGUGCCGCUCGACGUCCCGGCCCCCUCGGGGGACAGCAACUCCCAUGGCUACAAUGGGAUCGGUUCCUCCACCCCCGGCGCCGCCUUCCCCGAUGACAACGGCGCCGAGGAUGUGAUGUAUCUUGAGCAGGAGAGCGGCCACCACCUCUAUUUUGACGAGGGUGCCGCCUUUGUUGCCGACGGCAACCUUGAUGGGAUUACCUUGGACGGGAUUGCGCUGGACCAGGCUGAGACAAUGGCUGUUCUCACCGAUGUCGGUGACAAUGGAGUUGUUGCCGGUGACGAUGGAGUUGUUGGCAACGACGCAGCUCCCCAAAAUGCUGUCAACAAUGGAGGUAAUCCCCAAAAUGCUAUGAACAAUGGAGGUACCGGUCAGAACGGUAACUGCAAUGUAUUGCUGCCGCGUAGCAGCGAGCAUCGCAUGGCAAGCGCCGUGCUGGAUGUAUUUGAGGAGUGUUUGAGAGAGGCAAAGGCCGAUGGAAUAGUCAACGGUGGCAAUGCCCAGGAAAGCGAACUCGCCAGGCGAUGGAGGGCGCAGAGGAUUGAUGAGCUUGAUGUGUUGAGCCGAAGGCUCAGGUUGAUCAUUGAGGAUGCUACCGCCGCUGGGCACUGAAUGAGAUGUAUCCGAUGACGUGCUUCCACCCUUUGCCGCCAUGUAUAGAAGAAAUCAGGUUAUUAUGCAUGCUAUGUUUUUGUAGCGCAUUGCUCAGCUUGAGCCUUGCCUUAGCCGCUCUAGUUACAAAUUAUGCCUAUGUGACAUUGCUAUGGAUAUUGUUGUUCCGUUUAAUAAUUUAAUCACUCGAUCGUCUUAAUAA